AUGAUCCCUUGGAUAGCCGCCCGUGACAUUAAAACCAUUUUGAUUUGGAACAGUGCACAUCGCAUUGAAACCGCCGCUUUCGGUUUCGGCCGCCAGACGUUCUUCCAGCACGGAUGUGACAUCAAGGAAUGUGUCGUCUUCGACAACAAGACAUCCAUUUUGCCGUUGGAAGAAUACGACGCCAUCAUCAUUCACAUGCACGAGCUCUGGCAAAGUGGAAUGCCCAAUUUUACUAGGCGAGCUCACCAACGAUUGAUUUACUUGACACAAGAAUCGCCCGUUACUUCCCCGUACAUUUCCGCCGCUAUCCAUGGCCUGGGCAACUUGUUCAACUGGACGAUGACCUACAAAUUAAACUCGGACGUCCAAUUGCUUUACGGUCGAAUUCUUCCGGAAUCGACAGCCCCCAAAACUCUCGAGCAAACACACCGGAUGAUUGAAUCGACGCAUCUUCCAUCGGCCAGGAAUUACGCGUCCAAUAAAACUCGGCCGGUCGUUUGGAUGGCAUCUCAUUGCGGCACAAACAGUUUACGAGAAACUUACGUCAAAGAACUGAGUAAAUUCAUUCCGGUCGACAUUUACGGCGGAUGCGGCAAUUUCAGUUGCCCUCGAAACGGAAUUAAUUGGUUAUCUUAUCCGGAGUGCUACGACGAGCUGGAAAUGAAAUACAAAUUUUACUUGUCAUUUGAAAAUUCCAUUUGCAACGAUUACGUGACGGAGAAAUUCUUUGAAAUCAUGAACCACAACAUGAUCCCUAUCGUUUAUGGCGGUGCCAAUUACAGCCAAUUCGCCCCCCAUCAUUCGUACAUUAAUGCCCUUGAUUUUACUCCGGAGAAACUGGCCCAGUACCUGCUGUUGCUGGACGCCAACGACAAUUUUUACAACGAAUAUUUCUGGUGGAAGGAUCACUAUCGAGUGGAAAGCGGAGUGGAGCAAAUGGCACGCCACGGUUUCUGCGAUCUGUGCAAGAAACUUCACCACGAAGAAGGUGUAACCAAAUUCUACCCCGAAUUAGUAUCAGAAUGGCAUUCCAGUAGCCAGUGCAAGCGAAUGGACACUUGGGAGAUAACAACAACGACACAGAGCACUACAACUACUUCGACAACAAGUACAGAUGCACCGAGUACCACCACGGAGGCGGCGAGUACAACAGAAAGCCCCGAUUCAAAGAGGAUGCACGAAAAGAUUAAAAGUUACUUGGUGAAUAAACUGCAGUCGAUUGGAUUUUUCGACCAUGAGAAAGAGACAACAAGCGAUAGCGCCAACACUACGGCCAGUCCCUAUCAUUUUCCAAAUGCAAUGACAUAUAUGUAA
This is a messenger RNA of Daphnia pulex (common water flea), 1314 nucleotides long. Its product is annotated as alpha-(1,3)-fucosyltransferase C-like. The transcript has a single exon. Gene Ontology annotation, molecular function: alpha-(1->3)-fucosyltransferase activity. The record is from RefSeq and is a predicted model, not a curated record. Gene Ontology annotation, cellular component: membrane. Lineage: Eukaryota; Metazoa; Arthropoda; Branchiopoda; Diplostraca; Daphniidae. The coding region runs from base 1 to 1314 and encodes 437 amino acids.